This is a messenger RNA of Paramisgurnus dabryanus, 7051 nucleotides long. It is a transcript of the gene nrg2a, whose product is annotated as neuregulin 2a. The record is from RefSeq and is a predicted model, not a curated record. Gene Ontology annotation, molecular function: signaling receptor binding. Gene Ontology annotation, biological process: intracellular signal transduction; nervous system development; animal organ development. NCBI's taxonomy places the organism in Eukaryota, Metazoa, Chordata, Actinopteri, Cypriniformes, Cobitidae.
UCAAUUGUCGACGUCAGGAUUUUGCUUAUUUUAUAUAUAAGACUAAAUCAGUGAAUUAUUAGUGACAUUUAAUUAUUAUUUGGAUCAUCUCGUUUUGAACAACAAGUGUCUCUGUUAUUCAAAGCUAGCAUUAAAGAAUAAUUGUUCAUUUUUGUAUCAUAUUUUGCUUUUGAUGCAGUAUACAUUCUUAAAGUUUCUUAAUUUGAUUUGGUAAAAUGAUAUCGUGUGCAUAUUCCAGCAAUGCAAGGGAUGUCAGAUGUAGCUUAUAGAUUUGAUGCAACGCCUCGCUAUCAUUUUUUUCUCUUUGAGGCAGAGCGGCGAAUGUGACCUGAAUGCAGGGCAUGAUUUAGUAAUGGUAUGAGACGCAAAACUCAUUCAAAGCUGUCGGUUCAAAAAUCCUGAGGACCCAUUCGCACUCAGAGCAUCGCAGAUCUGUGGAAGCGGUUUACUGCGUCUCUGUAACCAUUUAUUGGGAGAUUUAAGGUGGAUACUCGCCUGCACCAUACAUUUUGGUGUUUUCUUUUCUCUACGUAAGGAUUGGUCAUGGGAGAAACCAUGGAUUGAUAAUUUUUCUCGGGGUGUCGGAGACUAAAGACAUACGCCGGCGCAUGGGCGUUCGUUUCAGCACCCCAGCCUUGAAUGUGUCGCUGGUGCGGGGAAUCUUACAGCACAUAUCUGUCGCUCGGUCUGUUCCUGAUAGAUAGGGGGUGGCGGACGGAGACGGGGCAGGAGGGAUACGGUUUGUGGCGAGUGUGUUAACGAAAUAGUUUACUGCAGCAUUCACAUUUCACUGCAGUGAAAGAUAUAGAGCAGGGCGCGCUCACCACUGCAAUUUUUGGGCAAAGAUUGACUGGCAGCGUCUUGCGGAUACCCGCCUGUGUCUUCGGAGGAGAGAACAUCCACUACUUUUCCUACAUUUUUAGGAUGCGCUUCACAGGGGAUUUGUAUUAACCCAACACCAUUACGCCGUUUCCGGUUCCCAGCUGGUAUUUCCCUAUUGCAAAUUUAUCGGAAAACAGCAGCGGAUCCCGAUGGCAUGGACACUUACGCAAGGUCUGCCGCGCCGCCGUGCUACUGGAGCCUAUUCGCAGUUUCUUCCUUCAACCCAGCUCCACCGCCAUCGCCCCGCAGCCCUGCCGCAACGCGACCACCGACCAUCGAGCCAAAGCAGGCGGCAUGAGGAGGCUUGAUUCGGUACACUUAUCCAUGCUGCUCAUCGGGGUCUCCUUCGCCUGCUACUCCCCGAGUUUGAAUUCCCUGCAGGACCAGGCUUACAGAUCCGCCGUGGUGAUUGAAGGCAAGGUGCAGUCCGCGCCCCAGAACGCAUCCGAGGAGCCGUACAGUGUGAAUGUCAAAGUCCUGGACGUGUGGCCGCGGAACAGCGGGGGUUUAGAGCGGGAGCAGCUCGUCACCGUGGGGGAAUUUGGCUCGGAGACUCCGUGCGCUAAAGUGAAAAAGAAUCACAAGUAUAUAUUUUUCAUGGACCCCACUGACGAGCCCUUGGUUUUCAAAGCAUCCUUCGCUCCCUUAGAUACAAGUGGGAAGAAUCUGAAAAAAGAUGUUGGAAGGAUCUUGUGCAAAGACUGCGAUGCUGGUCCUACACUGAGGGCUAUGAAGAGUCCUGUGUUUGUGGGCGAGGGACGCAAACUGAUCGUAAAGUGCGAGGCCUCUGGCAAACCCACCCCAGAGUACAAGUGGUACAAAGAUGGCGCUGAGCUAAAAAGGAGCAAAGAGAUCAAAAUCGGCAGGAAGGGCAAAAAAAACUCCAAAGUCCAGAUCGACAGUGCAAAACUGGAGCAUUCUGGGAAUUAUACAUGUGUUGCAGAGAAUCUUCUGGGGAGGGAUAACGGCACCAGUACUGUGCACGUACAAAGCAUAACCACAACGUUAUCUCCGGGAUCGGGCCAUGCACGAAGAUGCAACGAUACAGAGAAGGCAUAUUGUGUGAACGGCGGUGACUGUUACUUCAUACAUGGUAUAAAUCAGCUGUCCUGCAAGUGUCCAAAUGACUUUACUGGUGAUCGCUGUCAAACCUACGUUAUGGCCAGUUUCUACCAGUCUCUUGGGAUUGAAUUUAUGGAGGCAGAGGAGCUCUAUCAGAAGAGAGUCCUGACAAUCACCGGCAUAUGUGUGGCUCUUUUGGUGGUGGGCAUUGUCUGUGUGGUGGCCUACUGCAAAACCAACCUCCCUCCCAGGAAACAGAGGAAGAAGAUGCACAAUCACAUGAGGCAGAACAUGUAUGUGGAUCACCCCAACCGUAACCUGGCCAACGGACCCAACCACCCAGGUCCUGGUCCUGAGGAGAUACCCAUGGUAGAUUAUAUUUCCAAAAAUGUUCCGGCAACCGAAAGAGUCAUUAGACACGGACCAGAGGCACCUUUUCCCGGCAGCCGGCAGUCUUCCAGAUCUCACAACUCCUCCACCCGGGCCCAUUCCUCCACUCACAGACAAGAGGGGAGAACGUGGAGUCUGGAGCGAACAGACAGCGUCCUCUCCGACUGUCCUUCGGGCAUGAUGUCGUCCUCAGUGGGGACCAGUAAAUGCAACAGUCCUGCGUGCAUGGAGGCGCGGGCCAGGCGUGCCGCACACUGUGGCUUUACUGAGCCCCACCGGCAGCCCCUGCAGUAUGGCGACUCUUUCGACUCACUUGGGGACUCUCCGCAUAGUGACAGGUAUGUGUCCGCCCUGACCACACCUGCUCACCUGUCUCCAGUGGACUUCCAUUACUCACUGCCCCCGCAGGUGCCUACCUUCCAGAUCACGUCUCCCAACGCCAGCCACGCCAUGUCUCUGCCACCCGCCGCUCACGCUCCUUACCCGCCAGAGGAGGACCAGCCGCUGCUGCGCCGCUACCAGGUGCCGCUGCACGAGGCCCGGGGCCACGAGCCCUACCGGCAAAAGCAGCGCGGCAGCUACCUGCGAGACAGCACGGGCAGCCUGCCCUCCAGCCCCUACCGGCUGGCACAGGAGGAGGAGUACGAAAGCACCCAGGAGUACCUCUCCUCAAUGGAGCAACCAAAGAGAAGCAGUCGGCGCUGGCGCAGGUCCAGACUGAACGGGCACGUGGCGCCGCGUGACUACCAGCCAGCCCGGGACCUGGGCUCACGCAGCUGCCUGUCAGACAGUGACUCAGAGGGGGAGGAAGGAGAGAACACGCCCUUCCUCAGUAUGCAGAACAUGAACGCCGCCGAGCCCUCCGCCAUCUACAGGCCCGUACCAGACACACGGACUUCUCACGCCCAGAGCGGGCGGCAUGGGCCUCGUGCCAGCACACAGACCAGACUGACACACUCGCGCUCCAAACUGGACAGUGCACCCCACUAGAGAGACCGCCACCUAUCCACAAAGUCAAUCUACUAUAGACAUGCACCUAUAAGAAAUAUUUUUAUUUUAUAUAACUGACAGAUAUUCUAAACAAAUGAAAUAUUUAUUUUCAUUUUAGCAAAAGUUGUCUACUAGUUAACAGCAAAGACUUUUUUUAUAGGGAAAACUCUAUUUAUAUGUACAUUUUGAUUUACAGCAUAAAAAAGAUGUGCCAAUUUUUUCACAACUUAAAAAAAUAGAGUAAUAUUGUGGUGCCUUUUGCUGUAUGCCGAUUCCAGAGGGCCAGUGGAGUUUUUUGUAGCCUUUCUUAUACGGACGCCUCAUUUUUAUACUCGUUUACUCUUUUCGUUGUCUCUUUUUGGCCUUUUCCCUUAAUUUCCUUUCCAGGUUGUGUUCUUUUGGGAGGUGACCCCCAUCUGAACUGUGACAUUGCCCUCCUUUGCCCCUACCAUACCCCACCAUCAUGCAAUAUAAACCACUCUGACAUAAGGUGUAUGUUUACAUGAAUUUGAUCCACGAAGAUGUUAUAUGGUCAUGUUGCUUUGCCGACAGGAAAUCAAUGACAAAUGCAAUCGAGGGUCCAUCUGUGUCGAAAGUGGUGUGAAACUAAUUUGCGUGUGUGAGCGAAGCGUCGAGGCGCUUCAUUUGACCAAACGUGCACUGCAGAAAUUAUUUUAUUCAUCAGGUUAUUUUUGUCUUGUUUUUUAUAUAAUUCAACCUUAAAACAAGAUAAAUGUACUUCAGAGGAAAAAAUUGUGUGUUUUAAUUUCAACUAAUUGUCGUCUGCAAAUAGAUUGUUCUUGUUUAAAUGCAAACUAACAUUGUUUAGUGCUUUAAACAUGAGUCAAGUCUUCUUAUCUUUACCCUCUCAAGUACAUUAAUGAUGUUUUUAAAAGAUGUUAUUAAAAGAAAACAAGACAGAAAUACAGAUUUUUGCAGUGUGUGUUGCUCCUCUAUGCAGAGCGAGCGAGAGGCCGAGGACUGACUGUGGUUCUGUUAUAUAUAUUUAUAUAUAUGCUGCUGUUGUUUCGAUUUGCGCAUGUGGGCACCUGAUGUUUUUACAGCUGCCCUGCCUUGAUUUGCAUUGCAUCCCUACAGGGUAAGGUUUGUCACACGGGAGCCUUCUCUUUCCAAAGGGGGUUGUGGGUAAACGAGAGGGGGCCGUGGGCCGGGCUAGCAGCUGGUUAAGUUGAACUUGCCUGUCAGUACUAAUAGCUUUUGACAGAUAACAAAGAAAUAAAGAACAUAUAGUCUCUCACACCCACCUUCCCUCAUUAUCAACACAUCCAUCCGGUUAGUGUGGCCAGCAGAGAGAGAUAGACAUAAUGAAGGUAGAGAGAAAGAGAGAGAGAGAGAGAAGGAGGGACGGAAAGUCUCACAGCGUCUCAGGACUUCACUCCACUGCACAUCUUCCUCUAGCACAGGACUGAGAAGAGCCUGACAUCAAGUUUACGGGUGUGCCCGUUCACCCUUUGGUCCUGGUACUCCAGGAUGGGAAAAAUAAGAGGCUGUUCACAUAGGAUGCGUCUUUCGCUAUUUAUUCAAAAACUGGUAUAUUAAUUUCAUUUGCAUUUGCAUGUGUUAAAUUGUCAGUAAAAAACAAAUUGCAUAAGAUGUUUUAGUCAACACAAAAGUUAAUUUACAACAUGCAAAAAGUUUUGUGUAAAAUAGGAGCUUUUGCCACUGAAGCACUUUGAAUGUUUAUCACUGCAUUUCCAUUACCUUCAAAUUGCGCAAUUUGAAAUUGCAAAUGUCCCGUCAAUAUCGCAAAAAAAGUUUUUAAGCUUGCAUAAGGUGGAUUUUUAGGCAAUAUUGCAAAAUUGCAAUGGAAGCAUUAUUUUGACAUGUAAAAGUCACAUGAUCAUUCUUAACCCUGGAAAACCCACGGGGUCAAAUUUGUUUAAUAGAAUAAAUUUGGAUUUUACUGGGUUCUCCAGGAUUAAAGAUGAAAAAUCGCCCAGAAACACCUCAUACGUGGUUGCUUCCAAGUAUAAGACACUUUCCUUGCUAUUUAUGCUUGGAUAACAUGCCCGCCUCUUCAAUGUAUAAAAAUAAUGGCCAGUGUGGAGGCUGCUAUAUACGUAAACUUAACAACAUCCGUCGCCAUGAUUUUUUCAUGACUUAUCGCGAGAAUAAAAUGUACAACUUAGUCGCAUAACGUCUGUAAAUGUAAACUCGAAAAUAUGGCAAAGUUUUGUGCAAAUCUGCAAUGGAAACCAUGCCACUCUUGGUUUUGUCAGGAUUGUAUGACUUCAUACAUCUGCAUCUAAGGGUGCUUUCACACCUGCCUCAUUUAGUUCAGCUGAAUCGUACCACAGUUUGAUUGCUUACUUGGUGCGGUUCGUUUGGGCAGGUGAGAAUGCAGCAAUCAAACUCUGGUGCGGACCAAACAAGCGGACCGAGACCUCCUGGAAGAGGUGGUCUCGGUACGCUUUUAAACGAACUCUGGAGCGGUUCGUUUGUGGUGAGAAAACGGUCUGAGAUUGAACCGACCUGGACUAAACCAGCUGCCGUAAUCAGCUGUGCAGUGCAUUAUCGGAUGAGGAAGUGUUUGUUAACAGUUUCUAUUACCAAUAUUAGCACAAGACAGAUCGCGGACAUACCUGGAGUUGCGAGGAGGUGCAAGCGGAGCCUCAGAAAUUUGGUGUCUUCGCCGUUUGUAGUGCAUUAAAACAUUGUUUUCAAGCCGCAUCCGCGAUUCAUUCUGGAAAUGAACAGUUUGUCUAGCCUGCUGUAUACAAACUAUGUAUAACAACCACGGACAAAAUUACAGCGCGCAGUCGUAUGUCCACGGUGUCUGCUGUAUUUUCCUCCUUUUGGUUUACUUCCGGGGUUCCGUUGGAAUUUUGCGCACGUUGAUUCUGACCAAUCGAGAAGUAGUUUAAUAAAUACGUUCAAAAGCAUGUGCCCAUUCAGUGAUGUGGAUCUUAUCACAUGACUGAAUUUUGGUUUGUUUCAACUGUGUCGGACCAGAGCAAUCAAUUUGGUGUAAAAAGGAACCAAAACUGCUAAAAGAGCUAUACAAUGUAUCAUUUUUUGCUUUUGGUCCGGACCAAAUGAACAGAACUACAGAUGUGAAAACACCCUAAAUGAAGGUGUGUAUAAGUGGGAGGUAUGACUUUAAGUGGAGUUUUAUUCCACUUUUCCAAAUAUGAAGUUGAAAAAUCAUUAGGUUGAAUGGAAUACAGCAUUAGUUUGCAUGCCUUACACAGAGCGACACAUUUUGAAGACGUCACAGAACGAAAAGUUUGUGACGCAACACGCACUAAAUAGAUGAAUUUGGGUGUAUUUACUUACGGACAAGCAUACUGAGUUUAAUAUCCAUGCAUGUGAGCAAAAGCACCUAUAAACGUUCAAAUUCACUUAUAUUUGUCUUGUGUGAACAGCCUCUUAAAACUGAAUUCUUGUGCAGGACACACACACUUACACAACACAAACACAGUCUGUACAACACCACAAAUAGCUGUGAAAAUGAAUAGGGGUCAUUAAAAUGCCAAAAUAUGCAAACUUUUUAUUCUUCUUACGUUAUACUGAAUUUCAUUAUUUUGAAAUGAGAACAGCAUGUAAUGUGAAAACUGUGUUAGGUCCAUUUAUUUCAUAAAAUCCAUAUAUUUCAUAAUUAUGUUCACAUUCACAGCCAAUGAGGCACCAAAUAGUGCAGGCCGAUGUUAUUAUUAUGGUUAUUAUUAAUGUAUGCUCAUUAAAAUCAUAUCAUGUUUUCAUAUGC